This is a messenger RNA of Bombina bombina (fire-bellied toad), 1068 nucleotides long. It is a transcript of the gene GATD3, whose product is annotated as glutamine amidotransferase class 1 domain containing 3. Gene Ontology annotation, cellular component: mitochondrion. The transcript is spliced from 7 exons. The record is from RefSeq and is a predicted model, not a curated record. NCBI's taxonomy places the organism in Eukaryota, Metazoa, Chordata, Amphibia, Anura, Bombinatoridae. Bases 48 to 818 code for a protein of 256 amino acids.
GGGACGAUUUCAAAGUUACGAAGUUUACGUGCUCGCGUUAUUCGGCCAUGCAAGUGUCUGUGCUCGGUGUGAGAGGGUCCCGACUCCUGGGAACCCUUCUGGGGACAAGGGCCCUGCAUGUUACUCCUGAAAAUGCCUCGGCCAGAGUGGCAGUGGUUCUCUCUGGCUGUGGCGUUUAUGAUGGGACAGAGAUACAUGAAGCGUCCGCGAUGCUGGUUCAUCUGAGUCGUGCAGGAGCUGAAGUGAAGAUGUUUGCUCCGGAUGUCGCUCAGAUGCAUGUUAUAGAUCACAACAAAGGCCAGCCUGCAGAAGAGAGCAGGAAUGUUCUUGUGGAGUCAGCCCGGCUUGCAAGAGGUGACAUCACGGCCUUGUCACAGCUGAAAGCACAGGAUCAUGAUGCUGUCAUAUUCCCUGGCGGGUUUGGGGCAGCCAAGAACCUAUCCUCAUUCGCUGUAGAUGGGGAAUCUUGUUGUGUUCACCAGGAUGUUGAGCGUGUUCUACAGGAGUUUAGCAAAGCUAAGAAACCUAUUGGGUUGUGUUGCAUCGCCCCCGUGCUUGCAGCUAAGGUGCUUCCUGGAGUGGAGGUGACAGUGGGGCAGGAGGAUGAGCAGGGAGGAAAGUGGCCAUAUGCAGGAACCGCAAAAGCCAUUUCUGCCCUAGGAGGGAAGCACUGCGCCAAGGAGGUGCAUGAGGUGCAUGUAGAUGUUAAGCACCGCGUGGUCAGCACCCCAGCCUUCAUGUGUAACGCCCCCCUGCACAAAAUCUUUGAUGGAAUCGGUGCAAUGGUCCAGGGGGUGCUCAGACUCACAGGGAAGUGAUGUGCGCACACAGCUUUGUUCUGUUAAUAAGCACAGCAGCUGUAAAGUGACUGUAAUAUGCUAUUGCACACACCGUGCUUCUGAUGACAAUAAUAAUAAUACAAAGUGAUGACACCCACGCUGUCGGUGAAUAUGACAGACAGACACUGGGAACCCCCAUCUGCCCAGCAAUAAAUGCUACUUUUGUGUGUGCAUACUCUGUGAUUUCUGCUCAGCACCUCAUCCAGUAGAAUAAAAGGCAAAUAGCUUA